CUAGUUGACGAUGCAAGCGAAGAAGGCAGCAGAGGAGGCGAAGCAAGUGGCCCAAGAGGCCUCGAAGCAGAUGAUCGAAUCGGGGCAAAAAGCGGCCGUGGCCAGCAAGAGCACGUUGGACGAUCUGACUCACGUCGGCCGUUACACCAUCGGAGACCUCACGAAACAGGCCAAAGAAGUCGCUGCCAAAAAGGGACUGCUCAAGGGGUUGGGAGAUUCAUGGGAGAGGGAUAGAGAGGAAAUGAGCCCGACUCCCCGUGAAGUGGAAGGAAAUGGAGAGAACGAAGGAGAGUUCCAGUUCUCUAAUUCUGGGAAGCAUUUCAUCUCCAGUGUGACGUCAGAGAUGGAGAAUCUCACAGCCCAAGCCUCUUCCAUGUUCACCGACUUCUUCGGAGGGAAGGCAUCGCCGAAUCGAAGCGCGAGCCCUGCCCCUUCGACGAUUUCAAAAGGGAAGGACAGACAGGUUCCCUUCGGCCCUUUCCCCACAGGUCUGUCUCGUCGUCACUUGGGAUACCCGCAGGAUGGAUCCGUCUUUGACCGAUGCAUUCGACCCAUUAUUUUGUUAGGAGGUCGUCGGGGAAUGGCGGAGAGGUCCCCGUUGAUCCGACACGCUCCUCCUAUCCAGAAGCAGCAGCAAUUCGAACACGUCGGGGUAUCGGAUCGGAAUUCCCGGGCGGCAGGAGCUGAGAACCAGACCUUUCUCAAGGAAGUCGUGUCUGGCGUGCUGGAAGGGGAAGGGGUCGGCUGGCUCAAGCUCAACCGAGUCAAGAAACUCAUGGAAGAAGAGCAUCUGCGGACCCUCGUCAUCACCAGGCUCAAUCAGACCUUGGAUCGGAAGAUCGGGCCCGACGACCACAUCGACGACGUCUGCGUGAAGCGGGGAGUGUGGAAGGGGAUGUUGAAGCUGCUUCAGGCCGUGACGGUAGGUUUGGAGGCGACCUACGCGAAUUACGGCUUGGGAGGGAUGGCGUCCGCCUUCGGACUCCUUCACAUCGCUCACACUCAUUACUGGACCAAGGACCCUACCGAUUCCAACACCUUUCAUGCCUUCUCCCAGUCUUCUAGUCUCUUGGGAAGCCGGGACAACUUGGAUUCCCCGGGGGAAUCAUCGGUCGCCUCUACCAUUCCGUCUGGAUACGAGGAUGGUUCUUCUCGCAAGUCUUCCGCUGUCGGGACGGUGGGAGACGCCCUUCAAAGCCCGCAAUCCCCGAACGUACAGAUAAUUCCUGAGAUCAAUGAAACUCCAGAACGUGAGGAAGCCCGACGAGGCUCCUCGACCAUGGAUGCCCUUCGAGACUUGUUCACUCAAAAGAGACAACUCCUUCAGGCCAAGUUUCAAGCCAGCUUCGACAUGGGAGGAGACGGAUCGGAACCGGCGUCGGAAGCAGGGAGUUUCACGAUGAAUCCGAGUCUGACACGAUCUCGCGGCCAGAGCCAGUCCGCUCGCAGCACCGUAUCCGAUUCCGAACUCGACUCGGGGCCCGGCAUGAACAUGCUCUUGCAGUUUCCUCGAGGAUCCACGGCGUCCAAGCGAGGGAGCAUCUGGUCGAGCAAGUCUUCGCUCUCGGGGGGAUUCAGGUAUCAUGGGGGGAGUCUCACUCCGGCCACGCCCAGCCCCGAAACCGGCAGGUGCUACCUCUUCGAAGGGUUGAUGCGAGAGCGAAGCCGGUUGUGGGACGAGAUGCCUUUCUGGGAAGAUGCCUUUUUGGACGCGGUGUCUCAGGAACGAGACCUCGCCGGCAUGGACCAAGGCCCCGUCGAAAUGAUGGAAAGGUACAAGACGCUGUCGGACAGCGAAAGGAAGCGACUGGAGCACGAGGAGGACCGUCUCUUGGCGACAAUGUUGUACAACAUGGUCGCCGUGAUGGUCAUGGUGCAGAUCAACCAGGAAGCGAUCCGAAGGAAGAUCAGGAGACUCCUGGGCAAAUCCCAUAUCGGCCUCGUCUACAGCCAGGAAGUCCAUUCCCUCCUCGACCAGAUCCACAAUCUGCACGGAAAUGACAUCGACCUGAAGCCGUUGCCCUCUCGGCAACUCCAUCGUCAAACGUUCACGGUCCAUGCAGGCACGGAUACGACUGGUGAUCUCCAGUUCCUCGAAGUUCGAGAUGAUGGACUCAUCGUCAGGUCGGUGAACGGAGCCAUCAUCGAGAGAUGGUGGUUCGAGCGGAUCGUGAAUAUGACAUACAGUCCCAAGACAAAAGUCCUGUGCCUAUGGAAGAGAUCCGGCGGCGAAACCCACCUCUACAAAUUCCACACGAGAAAGUGCAAGGCACUGUACUACUGCAUGAAGGAAGCGAUGGAGAGGGCAGCGGUGAGAGGAGGGCCGAAUCUUCUCGGGGGGGCGGAGCUCGGGGGGGAAUUCCCCAUUCAAGACCUUCAGACCGGGGAGGGGGGACUCUUGCAGGUCUGCAUGGAAGGCGUCGGACUGCUCUUCGCCACCAGCAAGUUCUUCGUCAGACUGGACCACAUUCGCAAGUGCUUCACUCAGAAAGGCGGGAUUUUUGUACUCGAGGAGUACAAUCCCAAAACCAGGCAGGUGAUUCAAAGGCAGUACAAGUCUCCAAUGGCGGACCAGAUCUGCUACUCGGUACUCUGCGUCUUUUCCUACAUGGCAGCAGGACAGAAAAAAGGCAUCAGUGGCUCGGGAACAAGCACGCCAAGAGGUUUUGCCAAUGCCAGGAAACCUUUGGCUUCCAACUGAGAACCUACACCUCUGGAUUCAUUUCUUUAUUAUGUCUUCCAAAUCUAAAAAAAAAAAGAGGAAAAGUUCCUGAGAGAAAGUAUUACCUACAUUCCACCACUGUCAAGCUUGAUGCUUCUUGUUGUCAGGUGUUUGCACCUCUUGUUGUUUCAUUGCCCAUCACUGUUUUCUCUUGGUACAGUUGUGAUAUGAAACCUCCCAUCAUGGUGGUUUUUUUGUGAUAGACCUUCGUUUCUCAGGAUUUAGGUCAUUGGUUCUGGAAAGGAAACUUCUUUAUUAGGGAGAGCACUGUCCCCAUAGUCAAGAACCCAUGACCUACUCCCUGGGUGAAGUUAGUUUGAGUGGCAUGAUGCAUAUCCUGAUUGCAUGUUACCUUUUUGUCAGAUUUUAUAGAAGCAGACAAAACAAGAAUGAAGUAGGCUGUUGUUUCCAUAGA
Messenger RNA from Darwinula stevensoni, 3137 nucleotides. The record is from the annotation of a GenBank genome assembly. NCBI's taxonomy places the organism in Eukaryota, Metazoa, Arthropoda, Ostracoda, Podocopida, Darwinulidae.